Molecule: messenger RNA, 4546 nt
Organism: Triplophysa rosa
Lineage: Eukaryota; Metazoa; Chordata; Actinopteri; Cypriniformes; Nemacheilidae
Product: thyrotropin-releasing hormone-degrading ectoenzyme-like
Exons: 20
Coding region: 200-3181 (993 amino acids)
Biological process (GO): proteolysis; peptide catabolic process
Cellular component (GO): cytoplasm
Molecular function (GO): peptide binding; metalloaminopeptidase activity; zinc ion binding
Source: RefSeq, a predicted model, not a curated record
CGAGCGCACCACUGGGCGAGUGAGAGGACGCAUUAAACAGAGAAACAGCGAUGAGGAUGGCGACAGGGAAACAGAAGAACAGAAAUUCACAGCACUUCUGAUUUAUCAUGAAGCAGUCGUGCCGGAACGUAAUACUCAUCAGACUCGUGUCGGAGGGGAAGUCGUGGAUUUGCGGGGAUGUGCGUGAACGUUCGUGCCGAUGGGGUUUGAGGACAUGAACAUGAGGAACGGACGGGCUUUGUCCGAUCAGUGGGCCGACAGCGUGGUGGUCCGACCCAGGACUACCGAACAGCACAUCACGGUGCACAAGAGACUGGUGCUGGGCUUCGCCAUCUCCAUCCUCACCCUCAUCAUCGUCACGGUCAUCGCCAUCACGCUCAGCGUCAGCUUCGAGAGAUGCGCCGCGGAGAGCAGCGGGACUCUGGCCGGUAACGGCUCCAGUAACAAGUCCAGUCAGUCCCGGGACAGAAGCAUCAGUCAUAGAGAAUCAGAGGAUGGCCAGCAGCCCUGGAGACAUCUGCGCUUACCGGCCACCCUGCGCCCUCGCCACUACGACCUCAGACUGUCCGUGUACAUGGAUAAUUUCACGUUCUCCGGUGAAGUGAACAUUGAGUUUGAAUGCGUGAACUCCACUAAGUUCAUCGUGUUGCACACAGACAGACUGGAGGUGAAUAAAGUGCAGGUGUAUUCAGACAGUAAGAAAACAGGCGUCAUGAGGAUCCACCGACGCUUUUACCACCAACCCAACCAGGUGUAUGUGAUCGCGCUCCACAGAGAGAUGAAGCCCCUCAGAACUUAUAAAAUCAACAUCACGUUUGAAGCGCAGAUUGAAAAUGAACUCUUGGGAUUUUUCCGCAGUUCAUACAUGCUGUAUGGAGAAAGAAGGUAUCUGGCUGUGACGCAGUUCUCUCCCACUCACGCCAGAAAGGCCUUCCCGUGUUUCGACGAGCCCAUUUAUAAAGCCACGUUCAGAGUGAGUUUGAGACACGAGAGCUCGUAUCAGUCGCUGUCCAACAUGCCAGUGGAGGCGUCUACAUCUGAUGAGGACGCAUGGGUGACCAACCAUUUUUCCAGGACGCCCCGUAUGUCCACAUACUACCUGGCCUGGGCGGUGUGCAACUUCACCUACAGAGAAGCCGUAACAGAUAAUGGAGUCGUGAUUCGGCUGUACGCCAGACCUGACGCCAUCCAGAGCGGAUCGGGAGACUACGCUCUGCACAUCACCAAGAGACUCCUGCAGUUCUACCAGGAUUACUUCCAAGUCAAAUAUUCCCUCCCUAAACUAGAUCUGCUGGCAGUUCCCAAGCAUCCGUAUGCAGCCAUGGAGAACUGGGGUCUGAGUGUGUUUGUGGAGCAGAAGAUCUUGUUGGAUCCUGACGUCUCUUCCUUCUCCUAUCAGAUGGAGCUCACCAUGGUGGUGGUGCAUGAGAUCUGCCAUCAGUGGUUUGGAGAUCUAGUAACACCAGUUUGGUGGGAGGACGUUUGGCUGAAGGAGGGAUUUGCUCAUUUCUUUGAGUACAUUGGGACUGACUUCCUCUUUCCAAAGUGGAACAUGGAGAAACAGAGAUUUCUGACUGAUGUUCUACAUGAGGUGAUGUUAUUGGAUGGUUUGGCUAAUUCUCAUCCGAUCUCUCAAGAAGUGUUUGAAGCCACAGACAUCGACAGGGUGUUUGACUGGAUUGCAUAUAAAAAGGGAGCCGCUCUGAUCCGUAUGCUGGCUCAUGUCAUGGGACAGCCGCUGUUCCAGAGAGGACUCAAUGAUUACUUGAUGACGUACAUGUACGGGAACGCAGCGAGAGACGACUUGUGGAACACAUUCUCUGAGGCCAUGCAGAGGGAGGGGAUGGACAUCAACAUCACUGAGGUCAUGGACCGUUGGACCCUUCAGAUGGGUUACCCUGUCGUCACCAUCAGCAAGAAUGACAGUCUUGACAACACUGUCACCAUCUCCCAGGAGCACUUUGUGUAUGAUACAGAUGCCAAGAUCCGGAAUCCCGAGCUGUUCAACAAAAGCUUCCAGUGGCAAAUCCCCCUGACGCUCACAGUGGGAAACUCCAGUCACAUAUCAACAGAAAACACUAUUUGGGUCUCUAAUCGAACAGAGACGCACAGAGUCGGUCACAUGGAUGGAGAGACGUGGUUACUGGGUAACAUCAAUCAAACAGGAUACUUCCGAGUGAAUUAUGACCUGCACAACUGGAGACUUCUCAUUCAACAGCUCACGACCAACCCAACGAUCAUCUCCGUGGGCAACAGAGCGGGUCUGAUAGAUGAUGUCUUUAAUCUGGCAAGGGCGGGCUAUCUGCCUCAAAACAUCCCUCUGCAGAUCAUCUCGUAUUUGUCUCAGGAGAGCGAGUUUCUGCCCUGGCACGCUGCUAGUCGAGCUCUUUACCAGCUGGACAAACUCCUGGACCGCACCGAAGACCACAGCCUCUUUAGCGAUUAUGUGCUGAAACAGGUGUCACCCAAGUAUCACAAGAUGGGCUGGCCGACCACUUCCUCCGACGGCUCCUUCGCGCAGGCUGCUUAUCAGAGCCAAGAGUUACAGAGAGAGGUGAUCAUGUUGGCCUGUAGCUUUGGAAACAAGCACUGUCACCGUCAAGCCGUUUCUCUCAUUUCAGACUGGAUUUCCAGCAACAAGAACAGGAUUCCACCCAACGUGCGGGACAUCGUGUACUGCACUGGCGUGUCUCUGAUGGAUGAAGACGUGUGGGAGUUCAUCUGGAUGAAGUUUCACUCCUCCACUGCCGUCUCUGAGAAGAAGAUUCUACUGGAGGCCUUGACCUGCAGCGACAACAUCUACCUGCUCAACAGGCUCUUGAACCUUUCCCUCGCUUCCGACCUGGUGCCGGAUCAGGACGCGAUCGACGUCAUCAUACACGUGGGCCGCAAUCCGCUCGGAAGACAUUUAGCAUGGAGAUAUUUCAGAGAGAAGUGGGACAUAUUGAAUUCCAGGUACGGAGAAGCUUUGUUCAUGAACUCCAAAUUAAUCAGCGGCGUGACGGAGUUUCUCAACACAGAGGAAGAGUUAAACGAGCUGAAAGAGGUCACCCUCACGAGCGGAGGAGCGGCGGCACCCGCAUUUGCUCGCGCGGUCGAGAUCGUUCAGGCUAACGUAAAAUGGCACAGCCAGUUCGAGCAACAGUUCUACCGUUGGCUGCGGAAGGCGCCCGGCGGUUAAGGGGACAACACGGAACGGAACGACGUACUAGCUCCGUUAGAAGCACAAAGGACCACGAGAAUCUGCAAAAUCAAGCAUUAUUUCUUUGCCGUUUUUUUAAAGCGACCGGGCCACGAACGAGACAGAAGGCACGACGGAGGAGUAAGCCAGAAGAGCGGGAACUUUGCGUCGAAGCGUCACGCACGUCUGCAUACGUUGAGAGAUGGAUCAUUUUUAGAUCCAUUUUACCUUGUUUUGCAUGACUCUCGUUUCCUUUGUCAAAUCAAGAGCUCGGAUUAUCUUUCAAGGUCAGACUGCAGCACAAAGGAUUUUUUUCUCUGGUAGGCACAUUUUGACGAAGCACAAAGAUCGCCCGGUUUAAAGAAGGACAAAGCAUGUGAAAGAAUCACGUAGCCUUUUUCUCUCUAAGCCAUAAAGCGGAGACCAAACGCUGCCCGACUUUGUCACGUUACGCUUUAUUUUAUUUUCAAAGGAGUUGUCCUUGAGUAGACGGUUUCCGGUUUUACAUUAGAUUUGUCUUCAGACUCAGCGUUGACGUUUUCACGUACAAUUGAGACACGGGAGUGUCAACGUUGGGUAUUCCUUUAAACAUACAAAUAAAAAAGGACAGAUCAUUAUUGGUGAAAAUGUGUAGUGAGCCUUAACGCUAGUUUCACACAUACUCCGCGUGCAUCGUAUGUAUUGUAUUACGUACCGCUGCACUUUCACAGGCCGGAGUGCCACAAAUUGUAACAUGAGCGUGUCACUUUUUAUGAAAAGACCCCUCCCACACGUGUUGUGUAAUUUCACAUAAUACGCUGUAGAUCUAAUUUUGAGAAGUUAUUGAUUUGUAGUUAUUUUUUGCUGCUCCCGGUAAGUUUUGCCUUUUUCUUUAUUCUGGUAUUGAAGUAAUCAGAUCACAGUUAAUAGUAGUAGUAUUUAAUUGUAUACAUUUUCGUGUCAAUGCGUGUUCAUUUUGACCACAAACUAUCUGACGUGGUUUUAUUUUUACUGUGCCGCAUGCAGUAGAUUAGACUUGGAAAGUCGUGGCGCACAGAUCCUUUUAGCAUACGUACUGCUGCAAGUGGAGUAUGUGUGAAACGAGCGCAGGUCUAGAUAAAUAGUCAUUAGGGGGGAAAAAAUGACUCUCGGUGGGCCUUGACUUGAAAAUUGAAAUUCACUUGAAUCAAAAGGACUCAAAAAACCCCCGCAAGCUUUACAACGCAAAACUGCAAAGCCUCCUCGCAUAGUUUAGAGAAAUAUUCACGUUAAACCAACCAACCAACCAAUACUUAAUUUGAUUCUGUCAAAUGGUGUAUUUCUUCUGUAUAUGAUGCUUAUUUUAAUAAAAGUGCCAAACUGAUCAGCCCUGCGGUUAAACAAAAA